This is a messenger RNA of Drosophila hydei, 1812 nucleotides long. RefSeq names its product cAMP-dependent protein kinase type I regulatory subunit (gene Pka-R1). The record is from RefSeq and is a predicted model, not a curated record. Gene Ontology annotation, biological process: regulation of protein phosphorylation. Gene Ontology annotation, cellular component: cAMP-dependent protein kinase complex. The coding region runs from base 623 to 1756 and encodes 377 amino acids. Lineage: Eukaryota; Metazoa; Arthropoda; Insecta; Diptera; Drosophilidae. Gene Ontology annotation, molecular function: cAMP-dependent protein kinase regulator activity. The transcript has 5 exons.
UCUACGAUCAUCUGUUCACACUGGUCACCCAUCACUAUAUGACAACAAAAACAACAACAACAACUGCAGUGGUUUACGUGCGUGAAAAUUAGUUAAGUUUUUAAAACAAAACAAAUAUAGAGUAUUUUACACAUAUGUAAACGCACAACUAUUGUUCUAAAUGGUACAACAAACGGGCAGGCAAACAAUAAACGGCAGCAACAAAUCGCAGCGCUGUUAAACAACGUGAAUUGCAAAAGUGAAAACAGUGCCAAAAGCAAAAAGAAAAGGCUAUACAUUCAUACAACCGUACAUUACUACAUAUGCAUAUGUACAUAUAUACAAGUGGUGCUCGCGUUGCACUCGACGCCCCUGUUCAAUAAGUUAUUUACUUGGAAUUUUUGUUGUAGUGUGUUGCAAUUUCAACAGCUGCAGCAAUAGCAGCUAAAAACCACAGCCAAACAUACACCCACAUACUCACACACACUCAUCCAUUCACACAUACAUACUACACAGACGUAUAUAGCUUUGUGCAUAUUGCGUAUUGCAGAGUGAGUGAAGAUAAACCGCAACAACGAUUCAGCUUCAACGUUUUACCUUCAACUUACACACACACACACCCACACACGCACACCCUCAACACAUGUCUUACAUGAUGGCCAAAACUCUGGAGGAGCAAAGCCUGCGCGAAUGCGAACAUUAUAUACAAUCGCAUGGCAUUCAGCGCGUCCUCAAAGACUGCAUCGUCCAGCUCUGCGUCUGCCGACCGGACAAUCCUGUCCAAUUCCUGCGCAACUAUUUUCAAAAACUGGAACGGGAACAAGUCAAACUGGAUGCCAGCAAACAGGUAAUCAGCCCAGACGAUUGUGAGGAUCUCAGUCCAAUGCCACAAACAGCUGCACCGCCCGUUCGCAGGCGCGGCGGCAUCUCCGCCGAGCCGGUGACCGAAGAGGACGCCGCCAACUAUGUUAAAAAAGUCGUACCCAAGGAUUACAAGACAAUGAAUGCCCUGUCCAAGGCCAUAGCCAAAAAUGUGCUCUUCGCCCAUUUGGAUGAGAGCGAACGCUCCGACAUAUUCGAUGCCAUGUUCCCGGUGAAUCAUACGGCUGGCGAGAAUAUCAUACAACAGGGCGACGAAGGCGACAAUUUCUAUGUCAUCGAUGUGGGCGAGGUGGAGGUGUUUGUAAACUCCGAAUUGGUGACCACCAUCAGCGAGGGCGGCAGCUUUGGUGAGCUGGCUCUCAUCUAUGGUACACCACGUGCUGCCACGGUGCGUGCCAAGACCGAUGUCAAGCUGUGGGGCAUCGACCGCGACAGCUACAGACGCAUCCUGAUGGGCUCAACCAUACGUAAGCGCAAAAUGUAUGAGGAAUUCCUGUCGCGUGUCUCGAUACUAGAGAGCCUGGACAAGUGGGAGCGCCUCACCGUUGCCGAUUCGCUGGAGACGUGCGCCUUCGAGGAUGGUGAAACGAUUGUCAAACAGGGCGCAGCAGGCGAUGACUUCUAUAUUAUACUCGAGGGCUGUGCCGUUGUCCUGCAGCAGCGCUCCGAGCAGGGCGAAGAGCCCGCCGAGGUGGGUCGUCUGGGCUCCAGCGAUUACUUUGGCGAGAUCGCUUUGCUGCUAGAUCGGCCACGUGCAGCAACAGUUGUCGCUCGCGGCCCGCUCAAAUGUGUCAAGCUGGACAGAGCGAGAUUUGAACGCGUUUUGGGCCCCUGCGCGGAUAUUCUCAAGCGCAACAUAACGCAGUAUAACAGUUUCGUUUCACUGUCCGUCUAAGCUGGCCAAAAACCACCAACAAUAACAACAAGUACACUACAUCAACAACAACAACA